AUGGACGCUCGCACGCGCGCCCCGCCGCCCGGCUCGCCGGCGGCGACGUACCGCGCGCUUGUCAAGGAGGCCAUGCGCCCACGGCAGAAGCGCAUUUACGUGCUGGCCUGGAUCAUCACAUACGCCGCGCUCGUCGCGACGCUCGCGCCCGCGGCGCCCCUGCGCUCGUUCGUCGUGCUGAGCAGCGUGGCGGUCCUGGCCACGACCGUCGUCCCGCUCCUGCUCUUCCGCCGCACGCAUCUCAUCCGUGCGGUCCCACCGCGCACGCUGCCCUGCGUCUCGCGCGCCUCGCUCGUGGCCCACCUCCUGCGUGCCGACGACGCAUGGCAUGCGGUGGCGCUCCAUGCCGCGUGCGGCGCUCUUGUGGCCAUGCAGUGCGCCGUGCUCCAGGUAUGCCUGCGCGGCUGGAGCGCGCCCCUCUCGCCCAUGCGCUACAUCGAUGCUCACCACGCGUACUAUGUGAACGAGGCGUUCCUCAGCGCCGUCAGUCUCGGCACCACCGUCGGCGCUGCCUAUGCGGUCGCCUACAUGCUGCUUGUGCCCGGCGGACGCCGCGGCGUGCCGCCGUUCUCGCCCACGGCGCUCGGCACCUCGCUGCGCACGCGCUGCCUCGGCGCCCUGCCGCGCCACGUUCUGCGCGCGCUGAUGCUGCUCGUGGCUGUGCCGCUCCUGCUCCUGGCGUACUCGCUCGCCCGCGACACCUGGUGGGCCGCCGUCCUCCGCGUCGUCGGCGUGGAAACGAGCGUGCGGCGUUUCCUCGUGCCGUCGUUCCGCGUGCCGUACGCCCCUGGCGCCCUGGGCCUCCAUGCCCUGCCCGUCAUCACAUUCCUCCUCGUGCUCUUCGAAGCCACACACACCCUCUUCGACGUGUACUGGACGCAGCCCCUGUGCGCGAUUCCGCCCCGCCUCAACGAUCCGCUCACGGCGCUGCUGGGCGGCCUGCACGACCCGCACCCCUUUUUCUCCGCACAUGCCCUCGCUGAGCUCGCCCACUGGGCGCAGUCCGAGCCGGCGCGCCGCCACGCCCUCUUUGAGGACGCGGGUGCGGCGCCGGCGGCGCCGCCCACGGCCCCGACGCCGGCUGCGCUUUCCCGCGCUUCGGCGCUGUGGCGCACGCUCGGGUACGUCGUGUCGUCGCUGUGGGCGCGCAUGCCGUCCGAGGCGCAGCAUGUCCUUUUUCCCCAGACGCUCUAUUCGGCAUUGGUGGCGCCGGCCCCUGCGCUGUGGCUCGAUGCGCACCUCCUGGACGACCGCGCGCGCGCGUGCUGGGCAGCGCAGGUGCUGCAGCACCUCGUGCUCGCCUCGCUGGCCGAGGACAAGUAUGGGAGUGUGCAGCCGCAUGUGCCGGCGCUCGUCCCGGCGCUCGCGCAAGCGCAUGAGCGUCUGAUGGCGGUGCGCCGUCGCGCCGAGGACAUGGCCGUCGAGGCCGACACGCACUUGGUGCGCGAGGCGCAGCUGGUGCGUCGGGCGCUCGCGGCCGCGGGUGCCGACGCGAACGCGGCCACGUUUCCGCCCGCGCAUGGGAGGCGUAUGCGUGCGUGGACUACGAAGUGA
Messenger RNA from Malassezia sympodialis ATCC 42132, 1554 nucleotides. RefSeq lists its product as uncharacterized. Gene Ontology annotation, biological process: spindle pole body localization; nuclear pore organization. The record is from RefSeq and is a predicted model, not a curated record. Bases 1 to 1554 code for a protein of 517 amino acids. The transcript is spliced from 3 exons. NCBI's taxonomy places the organism in Eukaryota, Fungi, Basidiomycota, Malasseziomycetes, Malasseziales, Malasseziaceae. Gene Ontology annotation, cellular component: spindle pole body; nuclear pore transmembrane ring. Gene Ontology annotation, molecular function: protein-macromolecule adaptor activity.